UGCUGCUGCUGUGCCGCUCCCGCUUCUGCUGCAAGUUCUGCAACUCUCUCGUUCUCUAUCUCUCUGUCUAGGAGUGCGAGUGCGAGUGCAAGGCAGUUUCACCUCGCCGCUCAAGCUCGACAGUCGUGCGCCGCUGCUGCUCUCGUCCUCGAGUGCGAGCGCGAGCGAGAGAUAAAAUAACGAGUACAUAGACUCGAGUACGUGGCUGCAGCCCCGACGCGAGACUUUGCAUAAUAACAACAACCAAUAUACUCUGUGCGAAAUAAGGUAUAUCGAGAGCUCUCGGCUUUGCUCUGUCGCUGUGCUAUUGGUGGGUGUGUGUGUGUGUCAUGCCGCGUCGGAAAAACUGAACACGAGAUCGGUGAAGUGUGCGUGUGCAGCGGCCGCUCCUCUCCUUCCUCGCUGCAGCAGCCCUCCGAGCACACGGUUCAAUCAUCGUCAUCGUCGUCGUCGUUAUCUUCGUCCCACAUCCCCCCAGAAGCCUCGUCGCUGCAGCAGCUGAGAGCUUUCAACGGCUGGUCAAAGGCGCGCUCCGAAAGCUCCGCUAUCUUGCGCCGUUAUCUUUCUUUUCUCGCUCUCGGCUCUCUCUAUCUAUCUCUCUCUCUCGACUAGGUGAUCGAUUGUACAAUCACAAACACAGCAAACAUAUGCGUAGGCCGUAGAAUCGUGCUCGCCUAUAAUAUAUAUGUGCGCCUGGAUAACGCACACUGGGAUCCAUUAAAGUCACACGAGCAGCAGCAACCAGGUGACCGUCAUGCCCGACCCGGAAGGCGGCAGCUCGCAGCUGAUCGAGCUCAACGUCGGCGGCGUCUUCUACACGACGGCCCUGAGCACGCUGACGCGCGAGGCCGACUCGCAGCUCGCCAGCCUGUUCAAGGAGCCGAGAGCCAGCCAGGGCCUGGAGCGCGACGCCAAGGGCCGCUACUUCCUCGACCGGGACGGAGUGCUGUUUCGCUACGUGCUGGACUAUCUGCGCGAUCGGGCCCUGGUGCUGCCCGACGGCUUCAGGGAGCGAGAGCGACUGCGCCAAGAGGCCAAUUACUUCGGACUGGGGAAUCUCGAGCGGGCGCUGCAGGAGCCCGCGUCCGCCUUGAAUCCGGCUAAUCGCCGAGGCUACAUAACGAUCGGCUACCGGGGCAGCUUCGCGUUCGGCCGCGAGGGCCUGGCCGACGUCAAGUUUCGCAAGCUCUCUCGCAUCCUCGUUUGCGGCCGGGUGAUGCUCUGCCGCGACGUGUUCGGCGAGACGCUGAACGAGAGCCGCGACCCCGACCACGGCCAGUCGGAUCGCUACACGUCGCGCUUCUUCCUCAAGCACAGCUCGAUCGAGCAGGCCUUCGACAUGCUGCAGGAGCAGGGCUUCAAGCUGGUGGCGAGCUGCGGCUCGGGCACAGCGGGCGGCAACGUGGCCGAGCUCAAGCCCGGUGUGGACUUGGAGGAGAAUCGCUGGAAUCAUUACAACGAGUUCGUCUUCGUGCGUGAGUAAGAGAACGGAGAACAAAAAUGACAAAAAAAAAGUAUACGUGUGCGAGUACGAUAACGUAAGGAAUUCGCGACUUUUCCUGUGUAACUGCGCUCCGAGGCUUUACGACGAGUAGCUGUAUAGCCGAGUCGAGCAACGAGCGACGCACUAAUGCGGCACCAAUAAAACGAGACGGGGUAAGAGAAAGAGCGCCGGCUGCUGUCGCUGUUGUUGUUUUCGAGCGAUUUUUCGCUCAGUUUCAUAUAAUGCGUGGCGCAUGUACGGAGCGCCUGCCACAGUUUUUCAACAUUUUUAUUUCGAGUUAUACUACCCUGUGCGUAAGCGCGCUCGCGCGCGGCAAAGCUCGCGAUAAUCAUGAUUCAUUUUCUUUUAAUGAAAAACGAUAUAUUAUAUUCUAUUAUAUUAUAUUAAAAAAAAAGAAGAAAAAAAGUUUAUGUAAUAACUACGCAGAUGAAGAUGAUCGAUUGCCGAUGAUUCUAUAAAGCUAUUGGCGUAUACUCUCGCAGCUUCCUCCCCUCUCCCAGCUCGAUUCUUUUUUAUAUGCGGGAGGAUGCGGACUUACUUCAGGAAAGAUUGAAAAUACUUAUUAUAUUAUAUUGAUGGGUAAAACUUUGGGCUAUGUAAAUCGAUUAUGCAAGGAAUUUUCAUCGUCCUUAUUUAAAACUCGGUCGCCUUAUUGCACCGAGAGAAAUAUGUGGAUAAUUUUUCUCGGUCAAUACUUUAUGGUUAUUCAACUCUAUAACAUUCCGUAAGUUGUUUUAAUUUACAAGAAAAAACUAAUUUAGUGUCGCCAUCUGCGAUGGUUUACGAACGAAAAAAAAAGAUGAAUUAUUUAUUGAUGUUAUUUACGUAUUUUCAUGAACGUUAUUAUUUUUCGAUCAAGUAUAAGACGCGCGGCAUCAUCAGCUGUUAAGAGUGUAUAAGAAAAUUUGUCUUCGAGAUUUUGCUGACGAGACCUAGUUCGAUGGUCGCUAUACUCCAUCUAUCAUAUCGUACUAAGCCCUUGACAAAUUUCCCUUUGGAAUAUAAGAGUAAAAAAUGAUCUUUCUGAAUUGGCCAAAGUGAUGUUCAUAAUGUAACUAAGAGAUCGCUCAUCGAACUAGACAAGUCCAAGAUCUGACGUAGUAAGUAAUUUUAUACAUUUUCACCAGUUGAUACGGUACGAAUUAAGAAAAAAAAAUUACGAGAGAGAUUAUUUCAGGGCCCGAAAAAAAAGAACACCUGAAAUCUGUAACUCGCCUUGCCAAUCGAAUUUAAUAAGUAGUAAUUUCAAUGUGAUCGCAAAAGUGUAUCAAAAACAAAACAAAAAAUUUAUUCUUAAUUGUUUAGUUUACUCUUUGUAAACGUGAAAAUAACAUUUAAGGCCAAGCGAUUUGAUUGGUUUUUCUGUGACUAAUAUUAUAAAAAAAUAUAGAGGUGUGUGUCAUUAAAAGCUUAAAGAUGUGCAUGUGUGUUAUAUAAUGCAAAAUGCCAUUGGGAACAAUAAUGGAUUUGGAAUUAAUCACUAAAAAAGACAAGCCAAAAACAAAAAUAUUGAAACAAUCAAGCGGUAUAAAUCAUAAAAUAUUAUAUUAUAUCCUAUAUAAAAAAGUAUAGAAUCAAAGUUAUUGUUGUAACGCUUCAGAGAUUUGCCGACACUGUUAUUAUUAGCAAUAAAAUCUAUAGGAAAAUUAAAUGUUUGCCGAAUGAGUAAAAAGUAUAUAAACUAGAUCAUUUAGCGUAUUAUGUGUGUGUCGAUAAGCACCUCUGCAAAAAAUAUGUAUGGAUCAUUGAUAUUAUUAUCGCUGAGAAUAAUAACUUCAUGCAUUGGAUACGCAUUACUGUACAUGUCUUCAUCCAUAACGAAACACAAAAACGCGAUACAUGAUAACGUUAUAAUAAAUAAUAUAUCUGUGAAUGGAAUGAUAAUUUGGAAACUUUCGAUUAUUUUGUACUUCUACGAGUAUGUGUCUUCUGUGUGAGGAUUAUAGGGUCAGCGCGAUGUAUGAAUUUUAUCUCCUGUGAAUCCCCAUUAAUUACAAAAAUAUAUCGUGUGCGUAAACAAUGUACACGCCGAAUUGCCAACAGAACCACUGAAAUUACGAUCUAUAUAAAGUUUCAACGGAAUUGAUAACUUGUUUCGAUUGCUUAUUUUUGGUCUUCUCUCAUAAUUCUUGUGAUAAUACGUAUUUUAAAUUGUACAAUACACACAUUCGAAUUUAAAAUAUGACAAAUGAAGAAACUUAUAUUUACUUUAGCUCAUCAUGGGACCCGACGUAUACAAUCUCUUUUUAAAACCUCUUGAUCUUGGGUAGAAGAGAAAGGACUAGAAAAUGAAAAGAAAUACAAUUAAAAAAAAAAAAAAAAAGACUAGUACUAUUACACACUGACAGGGAAGUCGGCUCUGGGCGAUUAUACGUUUUGACGUACAAAAAAUAAGUACACAUGUGGCUAUUAUAAAUGUAUAUCUAUGUAUGCAAACGCCAUUGGUACAUAGCUCAUACGCUCUCAGUUACGAUGUGGGUGAUAUAGAAAUAAAAUAAAAAAAAAUAAAAAUAAAUAAAUUGUUGAAAAAGCUCACGAAAGA
This is a messenger RNA of Trichogramma pretiosum, 4046 nucleotides long. It is a transcript of the gene Ktl, whose product is annotated as BTB/POZ domain-containing protein KCTD16. The coding region runs from base 755 to 1483 and encodes 242 amino acids. The record is from RefSeq and is a predicted model, not a curated record. Lineage: Eukaryota; Metazoa; Arthropoda; Insecta; Hymenoptera; Trichogrammatidae. Gene Ontology annotation, biological process: protein homooligomerization. The transcript is spliced from 3 exons.